AUGUCUUCAUCUACGUCAUGUAUUAAAUGCUUCAUUUUAUCUCCAUUAAAAAUGCAAGUCAGAAAUAUUCAGAACAUAGCACCGAGUCUAACUGACAAGAGUAUAAAGAUAUACUAUGAACACGUUAUGAUGAAACCAACCAAAAUUCAAGAAAGUCAGUAUACUUAUGAAUAUCCAAGACACUGGGUAGAGUAUGUAGGAGGUGAGAAAGCUAUUGAAAUCAGACAGGUUCGAAGUAUUCCAGCAGGAAGAACAAUAUUAUUGAAGAACUUUAAUGUUUUGAGGUAUAAUGAUGAAACAAAGAAGCAAGAUAGUUUUCCUGUUGCUGUGUAUGUGAACCUAGACACAGGAGAUGACAUGAAAGUUUUUAACACAAAGCUUCAAACGGUAGUGAGAGAACAACUGACUGCGGAAGGGCAUCCAUUACCUUCAGAAGUUACCAUAGCAUAUAAUUUUGAAACAAACUCAAUAGAUUUUAAAGUCGUCUCUGCAAAGAAGUCAGGUUUUACAUUUAAUGAAGCAGAUGUAUAUUCGAAUGAAAACUUCAAAGCUAUUGCAUGGUUAG
Trichomonas vaginalis G3 is the source of this 565-nucleotide messenger RNA. RefSeq lists its product as uncharacterized. The transcript has a single exon. The annotation marks the transcript as partial. NCBI's taxonomy places the organism in Eukaryota, Parabasalia, Trichomonadida, Trichomonadidae. The record is from RefSeq and is a predicted model, not a curated record.